GCCUUCUCCUUCGGUAAUAAUUUCCCCGACCAAGAAACGAAGUCGAGCUAAGAAAAGUAGGAGCGAGAGAAAGAGAGAUAAAGAGGGGCGAAUGGCCUCGCCGUCGAGGCCAACACGAGUCUCGUCUCCCCUGCUUCUAGGGUUAGGGUUCCUGAUUGCCCUCAUCGCCUUCGCGCUUCAGUUCUACAUAAGGAAGCAUCUCCGACCGAGACUGUGGACCGUGGAGGAGUUGAGCUUGUACAAUGGGACUGAGGACGGGCUACCGAUACUGCUCGGAAUACUAGGAUCAGUGUUUGAUGUCACAAAAGGAAAAACACAUUAUGGCCCUGGAGGAGGUUAUCAUCAUUUUGCUGGCAGAGAUGCGUCACGAGCCUUUGUAUCUGGAAACUUUACAGGUGAUGGAUUAACAGACUCAUUGCAUGGUCUAUCCACUAUGGAGGUAAAGAGUGUUGUUGACUGGAGAAAAUUUUACAUGGAAAGAUAUAUAUUUGCUGGUAAACUCGUUGGCCGGUAUUAUGACAGCCAGGGGAAUCCCACAAAAUAUUUGAAAGGUGUUGAGUCAAAGGCUAAACGAGGAGCUCAGCUUUUAGAGAAGCAGAAAAUUGAGGAGGCUAAGAUACCAAGUUGCAAUUCUAAAUGGAGUGAACAAGAGGGAGGAGAGGUCUGGUGUGAAACUGGCUAUCCAAGAUUAGUGAAGAGACCAGGGGAUAUAGCCCUCACUGGAAAAAUCAGCCAGCGUUGUGCUUGUUUUAAAGAAGAGGAGCUCGGACGGCCGGGUCUUGAGGUGUACAAGGACUGUGAUUAUUUGUCCAAAUCUUGCAGAGUUUAGUCAUCAUCUGGCUUAAAAGCAUUGCACCAAUGUACAACACUAUGAUAGCUGUCAGGAGUCACUUGAGACUGGGACUGUUUCCCGCAGCUGAUUGAUUAUUUCCUUCUCUAACUAUUGAUCUAAAAGUAUUUUAUCAUGGGUCGAUAUCUAAUAGUUGUCUCUCUUAUUUAUAUUAUUUUCUCCAUAAUAUUUGGGCCA
Musa acuminata AAA Group (dessert banana) is the source of this 1027-nucleotide messenger RNA. Its product is annotated as membrane-associated progesterone-binding protein 4-like. Gene Ontology annotation, cellular component: endomembrane system; membrane. The transcript is spliced from 8 exons. The record is from RefSeq and is a predicted model, not a curated record. Bases 92 to 829 code for a protein of 245 amino acids. Lineage: Eukaryota; Viridiplantae; Streptophyta; Magnoliopsida; Zingiberales; Musaceae.